ACUCGUCCCCCAGUACGAGAACCUCAAGUAAUAAGGGGCCACCCUCUGACCUGCCCUGAUGUCUUACGUGUUGGCCCAUACCUUGUAAUAUAUACAACAUAGGGGUACUAAGAUUGAAGUGACUCCUUUGUUGUCGGAAGAAGGCAUCAAGAAUAAAAAAAAUGUCUCAAUCAUUUUCAUGGUAAGCCUGUGGUUUCGCGCCAAGUUUCCCGCUCUGAAGAUGGCGGAUGGUUCUCCAUUCUACGAGUCAUGAUAAGUUGUCAAGAUAACAAAGCACUAGUGUAUGGAUUCGGCUUUAAUGUUUUCGGGCAGAUAACCGGGGGCACAAACCAAGGAGAAGAUGUGGUUGAAUCGCCUAUCCCGGUCCGUGUAAAAGAUGCAGAAAAAGUUAUUAAAAUCGAAGCAUCUUGGAGUUGCACAUUCUUUGUCAAAGAAGAUGGCUCAGUAGAUGUCAUCGGAGUUAUUCCGAAUUCAGACUCCAUUGUUGAUAUAAAGACCUCACUUCUUCCUGACAAGCUCUGUAAAGACUUCAGUUGUGGCUGGAACAGUGCAGUUCUGUUAACCCAUUCUGGGGAGUGUUUGGCGUGGAAAGAUUUCAAUGUUGGAGUGGAAAAGGCUGCACUCCUAAACAUAGAUCAGAAGCUUGUUAAAGUUUCUGUUGGUGAUGAACAUACAAUAGCCAUAUCAGACAAAAAGCAAGCCUUCUCAGUAAAUCCCACAUCUGAUGGUGGAAAUCUCAUGAUGUUAUGUACCAGCAUAUCACCCUCUCUGAAAGUAGAUGCAGCAUCUUGUGGUAAAGAGCAUGUUAUUAUCCUUUCCGCUGGGAGUGUCUUUAGCUAUGGAGGAGGAAGCCGUGGACAACUAGGUCAUGGGCUGACUGACGCCGAGACAGAGCCACGGAGGCUUGAGGUGCUUGUUGGGAUCAACAUCAAAUGCAUAGCUGCUGGAGGGUGGCACUCUGCAGUUAUCAGUGAUGCUGGAGAUGUGUAUGGAUGGGGCUGGAACGAGAGUGGUCAAGUUGGUAUAGGUGAUGGAAUACAGUGUCAGAUGGACCCCACUCCUAUUUGCUUCCCAGCCUCUGAUGAACCUAACGUUGUGUCUGUUGCAUGUGGUGCACGUCAUACUGCUGCCGUCUCUGAUGAUGCACAAGUUUGGACAUGGGGCUGGGGAAGAAAACAAAAACAAAAAGAGGAAUUAAACAAGUAUGUGAUCUUUUCUAUUAGAAGGGGUGUCUUUUGUACAGAAUGCUUAAUUGGUUGAGAGGGGAGGGGUAACAGUUUAUUGAGCCUUUAUUAUGUGAUAUAAGACAAUCUAGUAGAUUUCGUGCCAUAAUGUCAACAAUAGCAGGGAGGGGCACUCCCUUAUUACAAUAAUGCAAAACCUAUUAUUGACAAUAACAAUGGUAACAUGUCUUUGUUUAUCAAACAGGGGCUAUUUCUGAGACCAACUUGAGGAAGAGCUGUUAAAAGAACAGGUUAAGGUUAAAAAAAAAAACAAUUAUCUGAUUAGAAAACUAUGUACUGUAGAUUUCUUUGCACCAAGAUAAUAACAAACAUCAUUUUUUGUUAUUUAGGAGGAACAAGACAAGCUCUACAAGGCCAGUGAUGAAAAGUAUGCAUUACUCGUUAAAUUAUAGAAGUAUUAAUUAGUUUUUUUAAUAUUGUUAUUUACAUUUUAAUAAGUUACUAAAUUCUUAAAACAUGUAUAACAUGUAAAGCACACUAAACAUUUCAUGGCUUUGACUGUUUUACACUCGCAUGUUUUCACCUUUUUAACAAGUAUACAAUUUCAUUCUGGUACAUCUUGUGGUCACUGCCAUCUUCAGGGCCACCCCCAAAGCACCUGUGCACCCCAUUCACCUAAGGGCACGCAUCAGCUGCACAGGUGUUCCUGAUAGAUGAGGAAAAGGGUAGGAAAAGGUUCUGCGACACCAUGUUUUCAUGGGCCCUCAUGAUUCAGAGUUGUUGCUAGAUGUUGAAGUGUCAACCAGACAGCCGCAUGAAAGAAAUGCCUAAUAUCAAAUGCCCUACAGUGAGCGUUUUGCAGUCAAGAUGGUUUCUGUUGGUAGGUUAAAACUAAAUUUGAAUGAUUGUAAUCAUAGCCUAUGGUCACACUGUACACAGAAAUGUAAA
This is a messenger RNA of Nematostella vectensis (starlet sea anemone), 2132 nucleotides long. RefSeq names its product RCC1 domain-containing protein 1. Bases 250 to 1260 code for a protein of 336 amino acids. The record is from RefSeq and is a predicted model, not a curated record. Lineage: Eukaryota; Metazoa; Cnidaria; Anthozoa; Actiniaria; Edwardsiidae. The transcript is spliced from 8 exons.